Molecule: messenger RNA, 931 nt
Organism: Vollenhovia emeryi
Lineage: Eukaryota; Metazoa; Arthropoda; Insecta; Hymenoptera; Formicidae
Gene: Spase25
Product: probable signal peptidase complex subunit 2
Exons: 3
Coding region: 99-677 (192 amino acids)
Biological process (GO): protein targeting to ER
Cellular component (GO): membrane; signal peptidase complex
Source: RefSeq, a predicted model, not a curated record
GUUAUGGUCGCUGAUAGCGCUCGACGGUAUCAAGCGGCAAGCACGAUCAUUCGUUCGUGUGUCCCGAGGAGACGCGACGUGUAUCUUGUCGAGAGGUUAUGGUCGCGAUGGGCGCAGCGGAGAAUUCCAUCAUCAAGAUCAAUAAGUGGGACGGCUCAGCCGUGAAAAAUGCCUUGGACGACGCGGUCAAGGAUGUACUCACCAAGAAAUACAGCUACAUAGAAAAUUUUGCUCUCCUCGACGGGAGACUCUUCCUCUGCGGGGUCGCUGUCACGAUAGCCAUCGUGGCGUUGUUGUGCGAUUACUUGUAUCCGUUCCCUGCGUCCAAGCCUGUUUUAAUAGCCUGCGUCUCCUUCUACUUUCUUCUAAUGGGACUCUUGACUCUGUAUACGACCUACAAAGAGAAAGGCAUAUUUGUAGUUGCGGUUCAAAGAGACCCGGCAGGUUUCAAUCCCGACAUGAUUUGGGAGGCGAGUUCCUAUUUGAAAAAGUAUGACGACAAGUACAAUUUGGUGUUGUCAGUCAGGAGCGCGUCGAUGGGGGUCUUUAAUGAGAUAAGUGUAACCAAAUCUGUCGCGAAUUUCAUCGACGUUAACGGUGUGGUGAUACCGGAAUUGAUAGAGGCCGUGGUGAUGGGCAUGCAUGACAGCCUGACGUCGCAGCGCAAGGAGAAGUAGCGCAGAAGUUCUGAACUCUAACCAGUAAAGCUAUUUUUUCUCUCUCUCUAAACUGAAUAAGUGUUUUCGUCUCCUCUGAGACUGCGCACGUUCGUCGGUGCUUCGGCCGCGCAUUAAGGUAUAUGCAAUCCAAUCUCGUGUAACGAUGUAAAUAACACGUAAAAAUAAGAAGCCAAGUAUCUCGCAUUUAUGUAUUGUAAUUAUUAUACUCUACCUGAAAUGAGAACGGACAUAAAUCUUUUUCUAGACACAAA